GACUACGAGGGUUUCCACAAAUUCCUGGAUACGUUUUUGGAGGUGAGGACGCCCGAGGAGCUAUGCAGGCAUCUCUUCUUGUCUUUUGUGAGGAAGGGGGUGAAAGUCGAAGGUAAAGCCUUCAAGGAAAUGACAGUGCUUAGCUCGACAACGGCUUGUGCCCCGAUAACGUCGCAUAACAAAGGAUCCACGCCAAACGUGAACUCCGUGGGUGAAGUGGAGAAAUGCCACGCUAAUGAGAAACCGGCGACCUACGGCGAAAUGCUCGUGGAGAAAAUUCACGGAUUGGGGGAGAAGCUCUUAGGGCAUCACAGGUCCGACAGCGAUUGUUCCACGAGAGGGAAAACAGGGACUGUUCACCCCAUGCUGACGAUAACACACACUUCAUAUUCUUGUCACGAAGUCUUAGGAAAAAAGAGCACCGAUUCCUCGCCGUCCCAUAGCCAAAUAUCCAGGAAUUCCUCGAAAAAAUCAAAUAAUUCCCUCUUGGUGAAUAAUGGAAAACUAGAAGAAGUAAGGCACAUUGUGAGAAAGGCGAGUAUGCUGGAUGUGAACCAAGUGAAGGUGUCGUUAAAGGAUAUCGUCUGUUAUUUAUCUUUAUUGGAGGCCGGCAGACCAGAAGACAAGCUGGAAUUUAUGUUUCGCCUGUAUGACACGAACGGUGAUGGAGUACUGGACACGAAUGAAAUGGAUUGCAUUGUGAACCAAAUGAUGACGGUGGCUGAAUAUUUAGGAUGGGACGUAUCCGAAUUGAAACCGAUAUUAAAAGACAUGAUGAUAGAGAUUGACUACGACGCCGACGGCACUGUAUCUUUGGAAGAAUGGAAGAGAGGCGGACUGACAACAAUACCCUUACUAGUACUUUUAGGACUCGAUGCCAACGUGAAAGAAGACGGUAAUCACUUGUGGAGACUGAAACACUUCAGCAGGCCGGCGUAUUGCAAUCUCUGUCUGAACAUGUUGGUAGGACUGGGCAAAAAAGGAUUGUGUUGCACAUUUUGUAAAUACACAGUUCACGAGAGAUGUGUCGCCAGGGCCCCGGCCAGCUGUAUAGCGACCUAUGUGAAAAGCAAAAAGUCCUGUCAGACGUUACAGCACCACUGGGUGGAAGGGAACUGCCAUGGGAAAUGCGCGAGGUGUAGGAAACCGGUCAAGGCCGGUAUCACGGGCCUCCACUGCCGCUGGUGCCAAAUUACGCUGCACAACAAAUGUGUGUCACAAGUCAAAGCGGAAUGCGGUUUGGGUGAGCACGCCGUCCAUAUCUUACCACCUGUCUCUAUCUGUCCCAUCGUCCUGGACAGGCAGAGGUCUCUCCAGAAACGGGGAUCCAAAUAUGGACAGGACAACGUAAGCACUAUCCCCGCUCCCGAACAGCACUUAACCAUCCGCUUUCUUCAGGGUUCCAUAUCAAGUUCCAACAAGCAACCGGCGAUGUCCUUCCAAAUAACAACGUCUCCCAACUCAAUACCGCUGCUGGUCUUCAUCAAUCCAAAGUCGGGAGGAAGGCAGGGAUCCAGGAUACUCAGGAAGUUCCAGUACAUACUCAACCCUCGACAAGUACAUAUCCUGGGGACGGGGAACGGUCCCAUGCCGGGGUUGAGUAUGUUCAAGGACGUGCCGAACUUCAAGGUGGUUUGUUGCGGAGGAGAUGGUACCGUCGGGUGGGUGCUGGAAACCAUGGACAAAGUAGAACUGGAGUGUCAACCAGCAGUGGCGGUAAUACCGCUGGGCACCGGGAACGACCUAGCAAGGUGUCUACGAUGGGGAGGAGGCUAUGAGGGCGAGUCCAUCCAUAAAAUCCUACAUAAAAUCGCCAGGGCUUCCACGGUCAUGCUGGACAGGUGGCUGAUUGAGCUCACGGACACGGCACCCCCGGAUCCCGAUCAGAAGAUCGCCGACACCCGGAUACCGUACAACAUAAUCAACAAUUAUUUUUCCAUCGGCGUGGACGCCGCCAUUUGUGUGAAAUUCCACUUAGAGCGGGAGAAGAACCCGGAGAAGUUCAACAGCCGCAUGAAAAACAAGUUGUGGUAUUUCGAAUACGCCACAUCGGAACAAUUUUCGGCGUCCUGCAAAAACCUACACGAGCAUAUUGAAAUAACUUGUGAUGACGUGAGCUUGGAUUUAGCCAACGGGCUUCCCCUGCAAGGCAUCGCCCUCCUCAAUAUUCCCUACACGCACGGCGGUUCCAAUCUAUGGGGCGAACACCUAUCGGGAUCUAGAAGACGGACCAAGAAGAAAAAAAGACAGAAGGACCUGAGCACCAAUAGCUUUAAUUCCGUAGAUCUUAGUGUAGCAUUGCAAGAUAUUGGUGAUGGACUCAUAGAAGUGAUAGGGUUAGAAAACUGUCUCCAUAUGGGACAGGUAAGAACUGGCUUGAGGGCCAGCGGUAGGAGAUUAGCGCAGUGUUCGUCCGUCGUAAUCAAAACCAAGAAGACCUUCCCCAUGCAGAUCGACGGGGAACCUUGGAUGCAACCACCAACAACAAUACGUAUCACUCACAAAAACCAAGUGCCAAUGCUAAUGGCACCCCCUCCCGAGAAAGGAAAAGGCUUCUUCAGAUUCUUUCGUAGGUAGAAAUCUACAAGUUAGUUACCUCAAAGUGAUAUUAAAUUAAAUUAUUCCUCUACUC
Messenger RNA from Anoplophora glabripennis (Asian longhorned beetle), 2632 nucleotides. It is a transcript of the gene Dgk, whose product is annotated as diacylglycerol kinase 1. NCBI's taxonomy places the organism in Eukaryota, Metazoa, Arthropoda, Insecta, Coleoptera, Cerambycidae. The record is from RefSeq and is a predicted model, not a curated record. Gene Ontology annotation, cellular component: plasma membrane. The transcript is spliced from 13 exons. Bases 130 to 2577 code for a protein of 815 amino acids. Gene Ontology annotation, molecular function: calcium ion binding; ATP-dependent diacylglycerol kinase activity. Gene Ontology annotation, biological process: lipid phosphorylation; diacylglycerol metabolic process; intracellular signal transduction.